Triticum dicoccoides is the source of this 993-nucleotide messenger RNA. RefSeq lists its product as uncharacterized. The transcript has 5 exons. Gene Ontology annotation, molecular function: zinc ion binding. Bases 1 to 993 code for a protein of 330 amino acids. The record is from RefSeq and is a predicted model, not a curated record. NCBI's taxonomy places the organism in Eukaryota, Viridiplantae, Streptophyta, Magnoliopsida, Poales, Poaceae.
AUGGCAGACCACCACCACCACCACCAGCAGCAGCAGCAGCAGCAGCAGCCCCCGUCGUCCGCCUGCACCAACUGCGGCACCGAGCGCGCCGUCGUCUACUGCUCCGCCGACGGCGCGCGGCUCUGCCUCGAGUGCGACGGCGCCGUGCACGGCGUCAACGAUGUCACGUCCCUCCACCCGCGCGCCCCGAUCUGCGACGCCUGCGGCGUCGCCCGCGCCGCGGUCCGCUGCCAGAUGGCCGGCAACCGGUCCACGCUCUGCGGCGACUGCGCCGACCGCCUGGCCCCGCCGGGCGGCGGCUCCAUCGUGGAGGAGUACACCGGGUGCCCCUCGCCCGCCGAGAUCCUCCGCAUCCUCUCCGUCGAGGCCCCCUCGUCGCAGGAGGACUUCGACGCCUGGCUCGCUGAAAAGCUGCCCCAAAUCAUGCAGGAGGUUCAGAUAUGCGAUGCGAGUGGAACAACAACAACAAUAGUAGGAGAUCAAAGAGGCACCAGCAACAGCAGCUUCAGCUGUGAUGAUUGGAGCAAUGCCUGCUCAACUUCUGGGCUUGAGAAUACUAAUGGAGUAUUUGUUGGUCAUCACUCAGCUGGGCCUUCACUCCCUUUUGAGGAACAGCAGCAGCUGCCACCAUCGAUCUGCCAAUUCCUCUCAUCGUCAUACUCAUGUUAUAAUCCAUCCUCCUCGUCAUGCCAGCCGGUCAUGACAUCGACCACUCUUCUCCAAUCCAUGGGAGGCAACGAUCACCAUCCGUCUUAUCUCCUCGAUGGCUUCCCUACUUUCUGCCCUUCCAUGCCCCUAAUGCAUGCAUGGCAGCUUGACGCAGGACUAGACGCGCUGGUCCGUAACACCGGGCUGGGAUGUGGAUGCGCGGAAGGACGUGAUGCAGGACUGCACGCUGGCGACACGCGCGGCCGGGCGGGGGACGAGACACUGGCCAGGGCACCUGCGGGCAGCAACGGCGAGACCAUGGCUGCAUGCUGUCCUCGGUCUUAG